AUGAAUAUUCAGAAGCCGGCAUUCGGGGAGUUUUCAGGUUGUGUGUUGUUGAUGUUGAUUUCGGGGUUAUUACCCCUCUUAAACUUAGAGGGUCUAGAUUUCCCUGCUGCUUUGUCUAUAGGUUACGGGGUUCUGCUGGUGUUGAUGCGCGACGCGCACGUCAAAACCCUGAAUCCAGCCUUAACUCUGGUGGAUCUUUUCAGGGGACAGCAGGAGACUGGCGCGGGUUUGAUGAUAAUACUUUCUCAGUUUGCAGGCGCUGCAGUGGGCGCUUUCUUGCUGGCGGCGUUGACGGGGGGUUCUCAGCCAGUGUUUCCUGCGGCGGCUGCGGCACCAGCAGGGCAGCUAACGGUCGUUCAGCUGGUGUUUGGUGCUGCUCUUGUCUUCGCCUACAUUCGCGGGAAUGAAGGCAGCAAGUACGAGGGCCCCUGGCUAGGUGCCUUGAUGUACGGUUCGUUUGCAAUAGGAGGCGAAGCAACGGCUUUCUUAAACCCAGCUGUUGCCCUGGGCGCUAACGCCUGCCGCGGGAUCUCGGGGGCCUCCACAGAGGAAGCUGCGUUUGCUGCUGUAGUGUUCACUCCUUUGCUAGCAGCAGGGAUUGCCUUUCUUUUGGAUCGCCUCUCAGAGCAGCACCUGCAGACAUCAGAGUUCGUUGGCACUUUCUUCCUCAGCUUCGGGUUGCUAGCAGCAGCAGGCAAGGGCACAGCAGCAGCACCAGCAGCACUUGGGCUCGCCUUCUAUUCAGCGGCUAUCGUACGAAUGGCUGCACCCGUCUCUGGCGGCGCUCUAAACCCUGCUGUAACUGGAGGGGCUCUGCUGAGUGAAGGCCGGAGCAUAUCAAAGGACGUCGCAACGGUGUGGCUAUUCCAGUUGUGUGGAGCAGCAGCAGCAGCAGUGCUGCUGAGCCGUAUCGCUACUGCUGUUGCUGCGCCUCCUGCUGCAGCAGCUCUUACUUCGGGCGACGUGCAUACGCUAUUGCUCUCUCUCGCUGUCAGCUCGCUGUUGAUGAUUGCCUACUGCACUAACUUCGGUGAUUUCUUUGGUUCUCCUGCUGCUGCAUUUAUUGGCGCCGUUUACGGGCUCUCUAUGUUGGGGCCUUAUCAGGGGGCCCCUCUAGCCAUUAAUCCUGCCGUCUCUCUUGCUGCUGCUGCUGCUGCUGCUCUUUCUGGGCAAGCUGCUACUCUCAACUUAUUAGAAACUGCGGCACAAGCCUCCGUUCCCUUCGUGGGCUGUAUGUGCGGCGCAACACUUCUUCGCCUUAUUCCAUCGGAGUACAAAAGAAGACUCUGA
This is a messenger RNA of Eimeria acervulina, 1290 nucleotides long. RefSeq names its product aquaporin, putative. The transcript has a single exon. The record is from RefSeq and is a predicted model, not a curated record. Gene Ontology annotation, biological process: water transport; transmembrane transport. NCBI's taxonomy places the organism in Eukaryota, Apicomplexa, Conoidasida, Eucoccidiorida, Eimeriidae. Bases 1 to 1290 code for a protein of 429 amino acids. Gene Ontology annotation, molecular function: water channel activity. Gene Ontology annotation, cellular component: membrane.